This is a messenger RNA of Tachyglossus aculeatus (Australian echidna), 6139 nucleotides long. RefSeq names its product ATP binding cassette subfamily C member 1 (gene ABCC1). Gene Ontology annotation, biological process: glutathione transmembrane transport; xenobiotic transport. Gene Ontology annotation, cellular component: basolateral plasma membrane. The coding region runs from base 21 to 4607 and encodes 1528 amino acids. The record is from RefSeq and is a predicted model, not a curated record. The transcript is spliced from 31 exons. Gene Ontology annotation, molecular function: ATP hydrolysis activity; ABC-type xenobiotic transporter activity; glutathione transmembrane transporter activity. Lineage: Eukaryota; Metazoa; Chordata; Mammalia; Monotremata; Tachyglossidae.
CCGCUCCUCCGCCUGCCCGCAUGGCGCUCACCCGCUUCUGCGGCCCCGGCGGCGGCGGCUCCCCCAACCCGCUCUGGGACUGGAACGUAACGUGGUACACCUACAAUCCUGACUUCACCAAGUGCUUUCAGAACACAUUCCUGGUGUGGGUGCCCUGUGUCUACCUCUGGACAUGUUUCCCGCUCUAUUUCCUCCAUCUCUGCCGUCACGACAGGGGCUACAUCCAAAUGACACAUCUCAACAAAGCCAAAACUGCCUUGGGCUUUUUACUGUGGAUAGUCUGCUGGGCAGACCUGUUCUACUCUUUCUGGGAAAGAAGUCAGAGCAUUUUCCGGGCUCCGGUUUUUCUCAUCAGCCCGACUCUUUUGGGCGUAACAAUGCUGCUUGCUACUUUUCUAAUACAGUGUGAGAGAAGGAAAGGAGUCCAGUCCUCAGGGGUCCUGCUGAUUUUCUGGCUCAUAGCCCUGCUGUGUGCCGUCGUCAUUUUUCGAUCCAAAGUCCUGCAUUCCUUGAAAGUGGAUGCGGAAGUCGAUGUGUUCCGUGACAUCACCUUCUACAUUUAUUUUACCUUGGUGCUGGUUCAGUUGAUACUGUCCUGCUUCUCAGACCGGUCUCCUCUGUUUUCGGAAACCAUCAAUGAUCCCAAUCCCUGCCCUGAAUCUGGUGCCUCGUUCCUUUCUAGAAUUACCUUCUGGUGGAUUACUGGGUUGAUGGUUCAGGGAUAUAAACGCCCAUUGGAGGCCUCAGACCUGUGGUCCCUGAAUAGAGAGGACACAUCUGACCAAGUGGUUCCUGUCCUGGUGAAGAAUUGGGCGAAAGAAUGCUCCAAGUCCAAAAGGCAGUCCUUAAAAAUUGUGUACGCUCCCCAAGAUCCCGGGAAGCUAAAAACAGGCUCGAAAGGAGAUGUGAAUGAAGAAGCGGAAGCACUGAUUGUAAAGCCCUCAAAGAGGGACAAGGAGCCGUCUCUCUUUAAGGUGUUAUAUAAAACCUUUGGGCCCUACUUUCUUAUGAGCUUCCUGUUUAAAGCCCUCCACGAUCUGAUGAUGUUCGCUGGCCCGGAAAUCUUAAAAUUGCUGAUCAACUUUGUGAGUGACAAAGAUGCCCCAGAUUGGCAGGGCUACCUCUACACUGGGCUUCUCUUUGUGAGUGCUUGCCUGCAGACUCUAGUCCUGCACCAGUACUUCCACAUCUGCUUUGUGAGCGGAAUGCGGAUCAAAACUGCCGUUAUCGGUGCCAUCUAUCGCAAGGCACUGGUCAUUACCAAUUCUGCGAGGAAGUCUUCCACCGUGGGAGAGAUCGUCAACCUCAUGUCCGUGGACGCGCAGAGGUUCAUGGAUUUGGCCACCUACAUCAACAUGAUCUGGUCUGCUCCUCUGCAGGUCAUCCUGGCCCUCUACCUCCUGUGGCUGAAUUUAGGCCCUUCUGUUCUCGCUGGUGUGGCUGUGAUGAUUCUUAUGGUUCCCAUCAAUGCUGUGAUGGCCAUGAAGACCAAAACCUACCAGGUGGCCCACAUGAAGAGCAAAGACAACCGGAUUAAAUUAAUGAACGAAAUCCUCAACGGGAUCAAAGUCCUGAAACUGUACGCCUGGGAGUUGGCCUACAAGAAGAAAGUUUUGGAGAUCCGGCAGGAAGAGCUGAAGGUGCUGAAGAAAUCUGCUUACCUGGGAGCAGUGGGCACCUUCACUUGGGUCUGCACUCCUUUCCUGGUGGCUCUCUGCACGUUUGCCGUGUACAUGACCAUAGAUGAGAACAACGUCUUGGAUGCCCAGAAAGCAUUUGUUUCUUUGGCCUUAUUCAACAUCCUUCGCUUCCCACUCAAUAUUCUGCCGAUGGUCAUCAGCAGCAUAGUACAGGCAAGUGUUUCCCUUAAGCGUCUCAGAAUAUUUCUCUCCCACGAAGAACUGGAGCCAGACAGCGUAGUGAGAUGCUCUGCGAAGAAUGCUGGGGGGAACAGUAUCAGCGUGACGAAUGCAACGUUUACUUGGUCAAGGAAUGACCCUCCAACUCUGACUGGCAUCACCUUUGCGGUGCCAGAGGGCUCCCUGAUCGCCGUGGUGGGCCAGGUUGGCUGUGGGAAGUCCUCCCUGCUGUCUGCCCUUUUGGCCGAGAUGGACAAAGUGGAGGGGCACGUGGCUAUCAAGGGCUCCGUGGCUUACGUCCCCCAGCAGGCGUGGAUCCAGAACGCUUCACUGAGGGAGAACAUCCUUUUUGGCCGGCAGCCUGAGGAGCGACACUACAAGCAAGUGAUUGAGGCCUGUGCCCUUCUGCCAGACCUGGAAAUCUUGCCCAGUGGGGAUCGGACGGAGAUUGGGGAGAAGGGUGUGAAUCUUUCCGGCGGUCAGAAGCAGAGAGUCAGCCUGGCCCGCUCGGUGUACUGUGACACCGACAUAUACCUGUUAGACGACCCCCUCUCCGCGGUGGAUGCCCACGUGGGGAAACACAUCUUCGAGAAAGUUAUCGGACCCAAAGGACUGCUGCGAAACAAGACAAGAAUCCUGGUAACUCACAGCAUCAGUUACCUGCCUCAGGUGGAUAAGAUCAUCGUGAUGAGCGAGGGCAAGAUUUCUGAGAUGGGCUCUCACCAGGAGCUCCUGGAGCGAGAUGGAGCCUUUGCGGAGUUCCUGCGAACGUACGCCAACGCAGAGCAGAGCCCGGAGGACGGGGAAACCAACAGCCCGGGAGUGAAAGAAGUGAAACCGAUGGAAAAUGGGGUCCUUGUGAUGGAAGGCUCCGGGAAGCAGUUGAAUAGGCAGCUCAGCAACUCUUCCACGUACAGCUCGGACACAGGAAAGCACCAAACCAGCACGGGAGAGCUGCACAAAGCAGAAACCGACAAGAACGCUUGGAAGCUGAUGGAGGCCGACAAAGCCAAGACUGGACAGGUAAAGCUGUCGGUGUACUGGGAAUAUAUGAAAGCUAUCGGCCUUUUUAUCUCUUUUCUGAGCAUCUUCCUUUUUAUAUGUAAUCAUGUAGCCGCCCUGGCUUCCAACUACUGGCUCAGUUUAUGGACUGACGACCCUGUGGUCAAUGGGACUCAGCAGUACACAGACGUCAGGCUGGGCGUCUACGGAGCACUGGGCAUUUCGCAAGGUAUCGCUGUGUGCGGCUACUCGAUAGCCGUGUCGAUCGGGGGCAUCUACGCCUCCCGGCGCCUACACCUGGACCUCCUCCACAGCGUUCUCCGCUCCCCCAUGAGCUUCUUUGAGCGCACACCCAGCGGGAACCUGGUGAAUCGGUUCGCUAAGGAGCUGGACACUGUGGAUUCCAUGAUCCCCCAGAUCAUCAAGAUGUUCAUGAGCUCUCUGUUCAAUGUCAUUGGCGCCUGCAUCAUCAUCCUGCUGGCCACACCCAUCGCUGCCGUCAUCAUCCCGCCCCUGGGGCUGAUCUACUUCUUCGUACAGAGGUUUUACGUCACGUCUUCCCGCCAGCUGAAGCGCCUGGAGUCGGUCAGCCGCUCCCCGGUGUACUCGCAUUUCAACGAGACCCUCCUGGGCGUCAGUGUCAUCCGGGCCUUUGAGGAGCAGAAGCGGUUCAUCCAGCAGAGCGACCUGAAGGUGGACGAGAACCAGAAAGCGUACUACCCCAGCAUUGUGGCCAACAGGUGGUUAGCUGUCCGGUUGGAGUGUGUCGGGAACUGUAUCGUCCUCUUUGCAGCCCUGUUCGCCGUGAUCUCCAGACACAGCCUGAGCCCGGGCCUGGUUGGCCUCUCUGUGUCCUACUCCCUACAGGUGACCGCUUACUUGAACUGGCUUGUGCGCAUGUCAUCCGAGAUGGAGACGAACAUCGUCGCUGUGGAGAGGCUCAAGGAGUACUCGGAAACAGAGAAGGAGGCACCUUGGCAAAUUGAGGAGACGGCCCCAGCCCCCGACUGGCCUCAGGAGGGCAAAGUGGAAUUCCGAGACUUUGGGCUACGCUACAGGGAAGACUUGGAUUUAGUCCUGAAGAAUAUCAACAUCACCAUUGACGGGGGCGAGAAGGUUGGGAUCGUGGGGCGGACAGGAGCUGGGAAGUCUUCGCUCACGCUGGGGCUGUUCCGCAUCAAUGAAUCGGCGGAAGGAGAGAUAAUCAUCGAUGGGGUCAACAUCGCCAAGAUCGGGCUGCAUCACCUCCGCUUCAAGAUCACCAUCAUCCCCCAGGAUCCUGUCCUGUUCUCCGGCUCCCUACGCAUGAACUUGGACCCAUUUGACCAGUACACGGAUGAGGACGUCUGGAGGUCGCUGGAGCUGGCUCACCUGAAGAACUUUGUGUCGCUGCUUCCUGACAAACUGAAUCACGAAUGCACCGAAGGCGGGGAGAACCUGAGCGUCGGGCAGCGCCAGCUCCUGUGCCUUGCCCGGGCCCUGCUGAGAAAAACCAAGAUCCUGGUGCUGGACGAAGCCACUGCCGCCGUGGACCUGGAGACGGACGAUCUGAUCCAGUCCACCAUCAGGACGCAGUUCGACAACUGCACCGUGCUCACCAUAGCCCAUCGGCUCAACACCAUCAUGGAUUAUACCAGGAUUCUAGUUUUGGAUAAAGGGGAAAUUGUGGAGUGUGGUUCCCCCAGCGACUUGCUGCAGAAGAAAGGCGUUUUCUACAGUAUGGCCAAAGAUGCCAGCUUGGUAUGAGGACUGCCGCUUUCUCGUCUGGACGGAACAAAAUGGAACUGACGUUUGCCUUAGAUGCGGAGAGGACUCAGCAGGCUCUGCUUCUCACUCUUUUGCUGUUCAAACCAAAAAGCAGUCACUCACGACGCGCCCCUUACCUAACCAGAUAGUUUUUGAGUAGGUGGGAUUUCUUUCUCUCUCACACAUACAGAUAUCACCUACCCUUAUGCAUCCACGCACACAUACACUCAUACUGUGCAAUCUGAUGUUCUUUAAGGUGUCUUUCCCAGGUCUUCGCGUUGCAGCCAGACCUAAGGGGAGAUUGGUUGUACGUAGUAAGUAGGCUAGUGACCAAAUUGUGGACGUGGCCUCAGAUGGAUCUGAGGGCUCGUUCGACUCUUCCCAGUCCUUUGCUUCCACCCCCCCGCCUCCCUCCUUCUCGUGGGUUUCCCUUUCUCGAGGUCUCUGCCACGUGAAGUUGAAGAGCUUGCUGGCCGAACCCAGGUUUGCCAUUUUGGAGUGUAGACUAUCCCGACGGACUGGCCGGUGACCCGUGGUUCAGGCUUUCUGCCGAUACCCUUGGGAUGUACUCUAUACUGUCUGCAGGCAGGCUUUAGAAACGGACACUUAGUCGCCCUUGACAGCACCUUUCGAGUUCACCGUCUCUUCAGCUCCGUGUGGCUUGGAGAGGCUGAAGACCAGCCGACGUCCUACUGCAUCACGGCAGCGCCUGGGACGGUGGCUUUUCUGGCUCAAGAGGAAAGUGACCCGGGGGGUCAGAGGCCUCCCGAAUCUGGAUAUCGGCCAUAGAUUUGGUUGGCAACUCUCUUUUCCCCCCGUCCCCUAUUUCCCUAUGUUGAGAAAACACACAGGGAUGUUGUGAGGAAAAGUAAACGAUUGCAAAGCACUCCAGAGGGUGUCAUAGCCACCCUGAGAGCACAGUGGAGUAUUCCCGUAUCUUUUCCCAAAUCCCGAAAUUGUUCUCCGCCCUCUGUCCUCGGAACCCGUAAUCGGGCCGUGGAGGUUUUUGUUCUCAGUGCCGGGUUCGUGUCCAGAAAACAAAAGCCCCACGAAGGUCGGCCGGCAGCUUUUGAUUUUUGUUUCUCGUCACCGUUUCCGUAAAGCGGGUGGCUGCAAACCUUUGCUGUGCUGCUUUGUAGGUAAAGGAACGUUUGACCGAGCCUCACUCCCUGUAGACUUCUAGAUGCUCAUCAGCUGGGCUUUGCAUGCUCCUGGCUGUUGGGAUGUUCUGAGGAGGAUAUGAAAGAAAUGCAGGCCCAGGUGGAGAUUGACGUACAAAAUGCCAUGGCCAGACAGACUGAACUCCGAUGCGCUCUGAGGUUCAGAUUUUGGGCGAAUCGUUGCCGAAUCCAAAACUAGAGAAGUGUUUUCUCUUGAGACGAUAACAAAAAUAUUUAUUUUUUUGUAAGUUAUACGAGUCUUUAAAACUGAACAGGCCAAGUUUUCCUUGGACAUCUUUUUGUAAUGACUGUACUGGAAACAUGGAUAUUUGCCGAUCAUUUGCAGUAAAUUUUUUGGUUCGUUUGAAAACA